CUCCUAACAUCUGUCAUAAAGAAAUAAACGAUAAGACUAAAGAAUCAAUCGCUAUUAAUAAAGCUUCAGAGAAGGUCCAAACGUGCUAUGUAGAAGGCGCCGAAGCGGUGGGAGUGAAGCGUAUGUGCGACUCCACUAAUGCGAAGUGCACACACAAAGAAUGUCGUUCAUUGGAUAAUAGGAACCGGAACAGUUGGCGGCUAGAAAGACAACCAUUAAGACCAUUCAUAUGAAAACUUAUUUCAAGGAAUGUUUUGAUAUGUUUUUCAACGAUAUCAGAGGAAUGUAUUCACGGUGAAGUACUCAGAAACAGGCAUUAUUAGGGAGUUGGACUCACACCCCGCGUGAGUAUUGUAAACCAUAUGGAGUCAAGGGAAGAUUCAAAGCUUGUGACUGUUAAAGAAGAGUGGAGAGACUCGCCUCCUCCUGGAUCAGAGCGCGCGGAAAGACAAUUUGAAAGCAGCGAAACACGAUCAGAGACAGACGGAAAGUUAUCGGCACAUAGGCCGGAUAAAUCUGGUUCACAACAAAACACAUCUCCCGGAGCACCUCCAACCAGCGGUGAUUCACAUCAAACGGCUGUGCAGACAACUACUUCCAGUCGUCAAGGAUUGCUCAAUUUUGCAGAAUCUAGUCAACUCCUACCGAAUGAGGACGUAGAAAAUUUCUUCCAUAGUCUUGAUCGUCCGCACGCUACUAGUGUGCCACUCACAACACUGAUACACACUGACUCGAACUCGACUCUCGCUACCCUCACCAACUCGCCCGCUCUCAGCGCAGGCCAAAUCAUGUACCAAACUGGAACAGGGACAACCAGUCAUAUAACUCCAUAUAUGGACGCUAAUACAAACUAUCUUCAAUCAGGGGUAAAUGGCACUGUGUAUGCCCGUCCAGUCUUGCCAUUGCACGCUCAAUAUACGGGACAGGGUGCCCCGGCUACUGGGAUGUGGCCGCAUGCUAUGCAACCAGAUACAGGGUACACAACAAAUGGUAGAAAUAGUUCAUUUAGCCCAGGGUCAUAUUAUCCCGCGGGGGAGCAGCUACCAUCCCCGGGCCAAAGACCGCCGCUAACCUACAACAAUGGAGGUCUUGCCAAUGGUAUCGGUGCGUACACAAGCUAUAUGAGUGGAACCCAAGAUAGAACGGCCUGGAGCCCCUAUAACGCGCCAUCAAUAGGUCUUCAGCAACAAGACAGACGGGGACCACCCUCCCCAGUUUCCCCGGAAGGUCGUGAGUGUGUGAAUUGUGGCUGCGUCUCUACUCCUCUGUGGAGGAGGGACGGGACUGGACAUUAUCUCUGUAAUGCCUGUGGCCUCUAUUCCAAGAUGUCCACUUCCGGACGGCCAUCACCAAUGCCCCAGAAACCCCGUGAUCAGAGCCUGAGAAUGCCCCAACUGUCCGGUUCUAGGAGAAUGGGUCUGCAGUGUGCAAACUGUGGAACGUCCACCACUACGCUAUGGAGGAGAAACAAUGAAGGAGAGCCUGUUUGCAAUGCUUGCGGCCUCUACUAUAAACUCCAUCAGGUGAACAGGCCAAUGUCAAUGAAGAAGGAUGGCAUACAAACCAGGAAGAGAAAGCCAAAGAGUGGGCCCUCUAAAGGGCAUAGGUCUCCACCAAGGCAUGUUUCAGAAGAGGUGAAAUCUAUGCAGCAGCAGCAGACCCCUCCCCCACCCCUGACACAGCUCUCCCAGCGCAGCUCUAGCUACAACAUGCCCCAGACCAUUAUGGGCUACAAUGGUGGAGGUAUCAUCACAUCUAUGGGAGUAUACACUCCUGGCGACAGCAGUCCUAACCACAUGCCCACUUAUCAACAGAGAGAUCCAAGCCCUGUGCCAAAUUACCAGCAAAGAGAGUCCAGCCCUAUGCCUAAUUACCAACCAAGAGAAACAAGCCCUAUGGCCAACUACCAGCCUCGUGAGAACAGCCCUAUGGGGAAUUACCAGCAACGAGAAACAAGCCCCAUGGUGAACUACCAGCCAAGGGAAACAAGUCCAACAGGCUAUCAGCAGCCACAAGUGCACAGGGAGCAGAGUCCAAUGGCCCACUACCAGGCAGCAGCUAGGGAAGGAUCACCCAGACUUCAAAGUCCUGGGAGUAUGACAUCCCAAGUUAUGUUUGCCUCUAAUGUACCCAUGCCAUCGCCCCCAAAGGCAGUCCCUGUUAACCUGGAUCAGAAUGAGAUGCCACCAGAACAUGGAAACAUCAAACAGGAGCAUAUGGGGGAGGACACCAGAUGCCUGGAUACAAAAAUACCAGGUGUCCACCAAGAGUUGGCAACUAGUUAACAGUAUUACACACAUACAGGGUGCCUCAUAAAGAUUUCAGACUCACAAACCUGAAAUAGAGAUCAGUUGUGAUCUUAUUUUCCUAGUUCAGAUCAUAACUAAUUGUGGUCUUAUUUUGACCAGAACUUAUGUAGCACCCUGCACAUGUAGAAAGAUAAUGAACAGUGCAAUAGCACAACUGCAAUGUAAAGACAUCAGGGUAGAAUGUAGAAAUGUGUAGAUAUCUUGCCACCAAAGCAACACCUAUUAGACCAGAGACACAGAAGCAAUACAAUGAUAUCCUUAAUGAAUGUCAUAUAGGACUCAAGGAUUUACUGGAAAAAUGACAUUUUCAAAACUUCACGAAACUUAUGCAAUAACUCAGAAUUGAGACUAAUGUGAACACUUUUGCAGAUAGUAUUAUUCCAAGCUUAAGUGAUUCAAAAGUGAGGGCUUUACAAAUUAAUUGUCCGUGUAACAUUUUACUUUUUUCAUCUGGUCAUUUUCACCAAAAAACAUCAGUUAAACAGACAGUUUAAAAAGAGGGUCACAUGAGAUAAGGUUAUUGAUAAAUCAUUUCAACAUUGUAUAUAUCAGCACACACCUAACUGAUCUCUGCAUAUAUGUAUUACAGUACACACACAUCUCUGUUCACAAACGUUUAUAGUGAAUCAAGAUGAAUUUCCAUGUAUAAAGCAUUUCAUUUAUCAUUAAAAUCAUCAGGGGAAAGUGGAACAUACAUGUAUCUUCACAUUGUCUGUAUUCAUUGACAUAUGAAUAUAUACAUGUACUGUAAUUGAAUCUAGUAAAUGGUUAUGAUCGAGUCCAUGAAUGAAUUCCUGCAUAUUUUCAUGACAUAUGCAUUUAUUGAUAUUCUUAUUCAUUAUUAUUCUAUUUUACAUGGAUUUGUAAAAUUCUGAAUGUAAAAUUUAUGACCAGAUUUUCUUGUAAUAAGUUCCCUUUGUUAUAUUGUCCAUUAAUUGAUUUUCUUCAAAAUAAACCCCAUGGGCUUUAUUUUGAGUGAAAUGACUUAGCAUCUGAAACAUUUUCUAUAACAUUAUUUGCUGUUUAAACAGCAUAAAAACAUAAUUCACAUUCAAAAGAAUUCUAUAAUAUUUUCAAUUUUUUAAAUAGCCUAUAUGCCAAAUUAUGCCUCGCUCUCAUCUUAGUGCCCAGGGUCUUAAUACAAGAAAAUCAGGUUUAUUUCACCAUCUUAGUCCCAGUGAAGUAUCUAAAAUGUAAAUGUUAAUUAGACAAUGGUUAUGGGGAAAAUGUUGACAUUGUUGGUGCAUCAUGCAGUGACUCAUUUCAAGUUAGCAAUAUACUGUAAUCUAUAUUAGAUGUCUCAUUUUCUAGAUAUUUGCACUAAAAGUGUAUAUAAAGAUAUUUUGCUACUGUAUCUGCACUUUAAUCAAUACAAUUUGGAACUAACGGACGACCUUGAGUCAAUGACUUCAAAUUACUUUUACUAAAUGUACAUGCUGGUUGUCAUACAUUAAUCCUGCAUAGCAAAUUCUGAAAAAUAUUUUUGCUGUUUUUUAUAUAUCAAAAUAUUCUGGAUAAUUUAAAAAAUCAAAGUUCUGCAUUUUGGAGGUAGAGUCUAGCAUGGAAAACUGAAAACAAUCUAUUGAAUGCCCAUUACCAAACCAAUGUUAAAUGCAAUGUGCAAUGACUUCAUGAAAAACUGAGAGAAUGGCCUCAAAUCAACCAACACUCCUUUAAUUUUUAAAUGCAUGCAACUACUUAGUACUGUAUUAUUUUUAUAAUUAAUUACUUGUACUUUAAACUUUUACAAGUUUAAAUUAUUAAGUGCCUUGUAUAGACAUCAUAUUUUAAGUUUUCAUUUAUAAGACAAACAUGUGGAUUGAUUUAUUAACAUGUUUUAGUCAAAUUUAAAUCUUGCCAACUAUAAGGGAUGUCUGUAUAAUUAGUUAAAGUAGCAGGAUUUUAUUCAACAUUUUAAGUGCACAUUUUGUCAGUAAUAUGUAAUUAAUGGAAAAUAAAUGUAAAUAAUAAUAUAAUAAAAAUAUAUAGUAA
Messenger RNA from Owenia fusiformis, 4301 nucleotides. NCBI's taxonomy places the organism in Eukaryota, Metazoa, Annelida, Polychaeta, Sabellida, Oweniidae. The record is from the annotation of a GenBank genome assembly.